UGUGGGCUAAUGGCCUCCCCCUCCACCACCAUCACCAUCACUAUCUCUGUCUCUGUGAUAUGCAGAGAGACAGAGAGUAGGGUGUGGAGAGAGUAGGGUGUGGUGUCAGAGGAGGGAGGAGCUUUCAACAGAGGAGGAAGAAGACUUCAGAAACACCCAGCUGUCUGACUGGUGAUGGUUUAGUAGGACUGAGAGUAGCUGACAGAGAAGCUGUUGUGGACCUGGGCUUGUUGAUGCACCAGGUGGUAGUAUGGUAACUGCGAUAGUAAAGUAACUUUAAUAGUAUAGUACCUGUGAUAGUAAAGUAACUGUAACAGUAUAGUAACUUUGGUAGUAAAGUACCUUUAACAGUAUAGUAACUGUGAUAGUAAAGUAACUUUAACAGUAUAGAAACUGAGGAGUAACUGUCCAGAAUGAAGAUACUCCAUGUUGUCUCCUGCUGUCUCCUCUCAGCUCUCUGUGUUGUGGAGUCAGUCAUCACUAAGGCGACUGGAGUUGUUGGGGGACAGGUCACAAUUCAGUGCUCAUAUGCAGAUAAAUGGUUUGUAAAAAGCAAUGAUAGGUACUUCUGCAGGAAGAAAUGUGACAGUUACAAUGACAUUCUGGUUCAAACUCAGAAGAACAAGAACUAUAUUGAGAGAGGAAGAUACACCAUACAUGACUAUAGAAAUGGAGACUUCACUGUUACCAUCAAGAACCUGAUGAAGUCAGACUCUGGGACCUACUGGUGUGGACUGGACAGAUAUAUAAAAGAUUCCUACCAAGAGGUGCAUCUCACAGUUACAGAUGCUCCUCCUAAACCAUCAACUGUCACCUCCAGACCUCAUUUCUCCACAAUCCUCCCAAUCCUCUCUACAACAUUAUCUGACAUCUCCGCAACAUUAUCUAACAUCUCUACAAUGUUUCUGGCAUCUGGAGACAUCAGUGGUAACUCUUCAUCAAGAGAAGGUCUGAUGGUGUGGACCAGUGCUGGUCUGGUAGUCAUGGUGACAGUGUUAGGACUGGUCCUGCUCCUGUUCUACAGACAGAGGAGAGGAACCAGGAGAACACCACCACUACCACCAGUCUCCUCCAACACACAACCUGACCCUACUGGAGAGGUUGACUGUGUGUAUGAGGAGAUCAGAGAGGCAGACAGACAGACAGACACACUCCCUGUGGUCAUCUCUUUAGUCUACUCUACUGUCAAUUCACCUACAACCUACCCUGCUGGUCAAGCCUCUACAACCUACCCUGCUAGCUCUGCCACAGAUUCUAGAGUCUCUUCAAGUCCGCCAACAGCCAGUAGAACCCAGGAUGAUUCCAUCUAUUCUACAGCCCAGCUACCCAAAGAUUCUGUAGAAUCUACAAGAUACCCUGCUGUACACCUCUCUAAAGACACUCCAGAAGAUGCCAUCUACUCUACAGCCCAGCUACCCCAAAUAAUGUAGUACUAUAUAAUCUAUACAAAAGAUGCAUCCCAAAUGGCACCCUAUUAUCUAUCCCCCAUAUGGACCCUGGUCAAAGGCAGUACUCUAUAGCGAACAAGGUGACAUCUGGGAUGAAGGGAAGCUCCCUGUAGAGAAGUGAAGGGUUGUCACCAUAGAGCAGCCAUCUUGGAAUGACAUGAAAAAAACAAUCCCUUUCCUGUUUCAAAUCCUCCUUGACAUAUUGUAUUAAAACAGCUCAUGUGGUUUUACUGUAUAUAAUGUAUGUAAAAUAUGAACAUCUGGCUUUAAAAUCACUUUUAAGUCAACCAACAUUAUUGUAAAUAUUUGUGUAAAUAUGAACUAUGUGUUUUGUCAAAUCGCCUUGGCUUCAUUUUGUCUGUUAUAAUAAUGAAGACAGUAAUACCAUAAUACUCAGUUGUACCUUUGAGAUUUACAUAUAUGUUUAAAUCAGUGUACAUGUGGAGUGUUUGUGUGUGUGUUUGUUCAUGUGCGUGUGUGUGCGUCUAGUGUGUGUUUGUCAGUGUGUGUGUGU
Salmo salar (Atlantic salmon) is the source of this 1962-nucleotide messenger RNA. NCBI's taxonomy places the organism in Eukaryota, Metazoa, Chordata, Actinopteri, Salmoniformes, Salmonidae. The record is from RefSeq and is a predicted model, not a curated record.